Malania oleifera is the source of this 2927-nucleotide messenger RNA. Its product is annotated as kinesin-like protein KIN-7N. Gene Ontology annotation, biological process: microtubule-based movement. Lineage: Eukaryota; Viridiplantae; Streptophyta; Magnoliopsida; Santalales; Ximeniaceae. Gene Ontology annotation, molecular function: ATP binding; microtubule motor activity; microtubule binding. The record is from RefSeq and is a predicted model, not a curated record. The coding region runs from base 191 to 2749 and encodes 852 amino acids. The transcript has 17 exons.
AAGAGGCAAUGAGCACCAACGGUCUUGGGAGAGGGCGCCAGGGGUAUUUCCGUAAAACCAAACAUUUUGAAAUCCAAAUACUAGAAAGCGAAAGCGCCCGCCGAUCCGACCUCCAUUCAAACCAGAAGCUCCAGAGUCCAGAUCGAAGAUCGUCUUCGGACCCCAGAGAGAGAGAGAGAGAGGAGCGGGCAUGGAGAAGAUCUGCGUAGCAGUUCGAAUGAGACCUCCAGUCUCUCAAGAAUCCUCCAAUGGAACCUACUGGAAGGUUGAAGACAAUCGAAUUUCUCUUCACAAGACUCUAGGCACCCCUGUUCAUGGCUAUUCCUACGCUUUUGAUCAUGUAUUUGAUGAGAGUUGCACAAACGCAAGGGUUUACGAGCUUCUUACCAAGGACAUUAUUCAUGCUGCAGUCGAGGGAUUUAAUGGAACUGCAUUUGCAUAUGGGCAGACCAGCAGUGGCAAGACUUUUACCAUGAAUGGUUCUGAAGCUGAUCCCGGAAUUAUUCACCUGGCUAUUAAAGAAAUAUUUCAAGAAAUUCAGAUGGUGAUUGACAGAGAAUUCUUAAUUCGAGUUUCGUACAUGGAAAUUUAUAAUGAAGAAAUUAAUGAUCUUUUUUCCAUAGAUAACCAGAAACUGCAAAUUCAUGAAAGUUUGGAGCGUGGCAUAUUUGUUGCAGGUCUUAGGGAGGAAAUUGUGAAUAAUGCUGAACAAGUGCUUAAGCUGAUUGAAAUGGGAGAAGUUAAUAGGCAUUUUGGUGAGACAAACAUGAAUGCUCGAAGUAGCAGAUCUCACACUAUAUUUAGAAUGGUAAUUGAAAGCAAGGGAAAAGACACCAAUUCUUAUAAUGAUUAUUCAAGUUCAGACGCUAUCCGAGUCUCUGUCUUGAAUUUGGUAGAUUUAGCUGGAUCUGAACGAAUUGCUAAAACUGGAGCUGGUGGAGUGCGUUUGAAGGAAGGAAAGCAUAUCAAUAAGAGCUUAAUGAUUCUGGGCAACGUGAUUAACAAACUAAGUGAUGGUGCUAAACAAAGGGGACACAUUCCUUAUCGUGACAGUAAGCUUACUCGUAUACUACAACCUGCUCUUGGUGGUAAUGCUAAAACUUCAAUAAUUUGCACCAUAGCACCAGAAGAGAUUCACAUUGAGGAAACAAAGGGAACCCUCCAGUUUGCUGGCAGAGCCAAGCGCAUAACCAAUUGUGUCCAAGUGAAUGAGAUUUUGACAGAUGCUGCCCUAUUGAAGCGACAAAAACUAGAGAUAGAGUUACUGCGUAGGAAACUUCAGGGAUCACAUUCUGAGGUGCUGGAGCAAGAGAUCUUGAAACUGCGGAAUGACAUGCUUAAGUAUGAAUUGGAGCGUGAAAAACUUGAAAUGGAACUGGAAGAGGAGCGAAAAUCACAUAAAGAGAGAGAUCAGUACAUAAGAGAGCAACAGAUGAAAAUUGACAAUCUCAAUAGCCUUGUAACUUCUUCAGACUGUGAUAGAAAUUUUAGUCAGGAUUCUACAAGACAAAGUCUGAAGGAUGAAAGCCAUGAUAGUCAUAGUAUAUGUCAAGGAGAUGCUUUUACAACCCCUUGUUUUAAGGCAUUUCCCAAUGCCUUUGUGGCGAAACGGUCAAAUUACUCAAGGCUUCCUGAUUGCAGCCCUCUUCCAGAUACAUUAAGCCAUAUAGCCGAUGAAGACACUUGGUUGAAAAUGAACAAAGGCUACAUAGCGGACCUUGACUCCCUUCAAGUGACCCCAGCAAGAAAAACUCAAUCCUUGCCAGCAAGCGAUGCAACUCCUGGUUUCUUGGAUGAGAAUUACAAACAAGAGAUCCAUAAUCUCAAGGAGCAAUUGGAACUUGCAAUUGAAGAAAAAAAUGAACUCAAGAGAAAUCUUACAGAACAGUUUCUAUUGAACAAACAAUUCAUGGGGGAGAUAUCGGAUCUUCAACAAGAGGCAUUACUGAUUCGUGAAAUUCCUCAAAGACUUUGUGAAUCUGUCGCGAGUUGCAAAGAUAUAUACAAGGAUGUUAUCCUAAUUAUGAAGAGUUUUGUUGCUGACGAGAAUUCCUCAAUGGCAAAGUUGCUCUCUAGCACAUGUGAAAUUGGCACAAAUCUUUUCUCAACAUUGGAAACUCAUUUCUCAAGGGCUACGGAGGGCAGCAAAACCUUAACUGGGAGCAGUAAUUUAAUUCAAGCGCAGCACAGUGCACUUUGUGAGAGCUUGAACAGCACAAUUACUUCCUUGAUGUCAUCAGAUACAUCAGUUAUCAAGGACAAUGAUUCGAGGAAUUCACCAUGCAAAUGCCAAAAUGAGGGCUGCACUUUGGAAGGAGAAACUACUUUUUGGGGGGAGAAACUAGACUCUGAACUCAACACAAUCAAGGGCAAAUACAAGAACUUGGAAAUAGAACUUGAUCUCAAUAACCAGCUUUUGGAAGAUGCUAAAGAAAGAUAUUGUAGCUUGGAAAAAGAACACCAGCUUUUGAAAGAAGAACGAGACUCUCUGCUCCAUUCAGAGUCCAAGUCAUCUCAAAAGCUUGCACUGAUUGCUGAUCAGAAGGAAAGGAUUUUGAAGGAUUUGAACUCUGAAUUGCAUAGAAGGAAGAAUCUUGAAGAAGAAAUCAAACGGUUUAGUACUGUUUUUAGUACUGUUUUUGCCUGUCGGCAGCGAUCACUUGUGUCUCUCAACAGUGAGUUGAAACCCGCAAUCGAGAAGCUGAGGGGCCAGAAUGCAGUUUCAGUACUCAAUUCUCUUGGAUGCUGAAGAUAGAAGUGGCAGCUUCAUUUAUGUAAUGUUAGGAUCGUAACAUCUUCAUCCUUGUUACCAUUACAUUUACAUAAUGAAAUUAAUAGCCUUGGUACUGCUUUGCAUUAUGUAAUUGAUUGGAUUAAUUGUAUUUGAUCAUCAAGCUAUUAUUUUGCAUCUUCAUGUUUUGAGUUUA